AUGAAUAAUAAAAGAAAGAGCAAGUCUCAUAUGUCUUCACUAGAAAUUGUCAAAUCUAAUACUACAACUGUUCAAAAGACUGCCAUCAAAAGGCCAUUCAAUCAAUUCCGAGCCGGAGAGAGCCAGAUCGCCGCUGAUGCCACGAACCGUAAUGAAUUUUCACGACCACUUCUUCACAAAAGUAGUAGCACACCCACACCAUUGAUAGCCGGUCAGAUUAUCAACGCAAGUGACAAGCAUCAAAUAAGCCAUUCCUUUCGAGAUAAUCUCGCUUUAACUCCAGGUCCGGACACAGAUCCAAAAUUAAAUUUAGCACACGCAGUCUAUGGACUUCCGACUCAACUCGUUCAGAAUCUAGCUAAACUUGGUAUCAAUUCAAUUUAUCCAUGGCAGUCAGAGUGUCUUCUGGAAAGCGGUGCAUUGGAUGGAAAAACAAAUCUUGUUUACAGCGCGCCUACUGGUGGCGGUAAAUCUCUUGUCGCAGAUGUUCUGAUGCUUAAGAAUAUAGUGGAAAAUCCUGGAAAGAAGGCUCUUCUCGUCUUGCCAUAUGUGGCCCUUGUGCAAGAGAAGAUAAGGUGGCUGAGAAAGGUCGUUAAUGGCAUGGUGAAACCACCACACCCUUGUGAGGAUAAGAAGCGGUCAUCUUUAUGGCAAAAACGUGGCGACGAGGAAUCAUUCAACAUAGUAGGGUUUUUUGGUGGUAGCAAAUCAAAGGCAAUAUGGUCAGACUUUGAUAUUGCUGUGUGCACUAUAGAAAAAGCAAACUCUCUCAUAAAUGCAGCUAUUGAAGAAACCUCGACUGAUUUACCAGCUGUGAUAGUUAUGGAUGAGCUUCAUAUGCUUGAUGACGAAAAUAGGGGCUAUAUACUUGAGUUAAUGGCCACCAAAAUUCUAAGCCUAAAUGAAGAUGUACAACUUAUUGGCAUGAGUGCCACAUUAAAUAACCCAGAACUACUUGCUGCAUGGCUCCAGGCGAAAUUUUACAUCUCCCAGUAUAAACCCAUACCAAUUGAGGAACACUUGGUAUUUGACAAUAAUAUUUAUCCAGCAGGAACUUCAAGUAUGUUUUGUAAGACAGCAAUUCAACUUACGGCGUCUCAGCGCCAAAAUUCUCUAUCACAGGUUCGUCCUCUUCCAUGUAGAAUAAUAAACCAAUCGAAAUGUCUAGAACUCAAAAAUCCUGUGUUAAACUCUGUUGUCUCACUAGCAAAUGAAACUGCUAGAGCAGGAUACGGUGCAUUGGUAUUUUGCAGCAGUCGUGUCGGAUGCGAAAAAAAUGCUUUGUUGAUAAGCUCCGUACUACCUCAGUUGAAUGAUACAAACCCUGAUAUUAUGGAGAAACGCUUAGAUUUACUCAAUAACUUGCGUACAACUGCUGUGGGCCUAGAUCAUACUCUGGAAAAUACUGUUCCUACAGGUGUGGCAUUUCAUCAUGCUGGUCUAACUUCGGAAGAGCGAGACUUGAUUGCCACGGCUUACGAUCAGGGUAUACUAAAGGUUCUUGUCGCCACAUGUAGCUUAGCUGCGGGUAUCAACUUACCAGCAAGAAGGGUUAUCUUACACGGAGCUCGUAUGGGCGCUGAACUUAUCGGGCCUUCGUUACUGCGUCAGAUGAAAGGCAGAGCUGGCCGUAAAGGGAAAGACGAAGUCGGUGAAACGUACCUAUGCUGUCAAAAGAGUGACAUUGAAGCUGUAUCUGAGCUCAUGGAAGCUGAUAUACCCAAGAUCGAGAGCUGUCUCGUACCAAGCAAACGAGAUAGUAGGGCUUUACUCGAGGUAGUAGGCAUAAAACUCGCCACUAGUAAGGGAGCUAUCGAUGAAUUUAUCAAAAACACCCUCUUAUAUCAUACAAUGAGUUCAUCGGAUCUCUCAGACAUGAUUGAAUCAUGCUUGCAAGAGCUUUCAAGUGAUGGCUUGGUCAAAAAAACUGAAAAUGAAGACGAAUACAAACCUACUCUCCUAGGAGGAGCUGUUGUAGCUUCUUCUCUAACUCCUGAAGAUGGAAUUUUUGUUUACUGCGAACUAAAGAAAGCUAACCAAGCCUUUGUAAUGGAUGGAGAGAUGCACGUGCUCUAUCUAUUUACACCUAUUCAUUCCUCUCAACAGAAUAUUAACUGGCAAAAUUUCCGCAAAGAAAUCGAGAAAUUUGAUGAAAGUAAUCUCCGUGUACUUAAUUUCGUAGGCCUAAAGCCCGUGUUCAUAAACAAAAUGGCGCAGGGUGGGGUCAUGAAGGAAUCAACGCCACAAGAAAUAGAGACUGCACGAAUUUAUAGGCGCUUCUACACUGCUCUUCAAUUACGAGACCUCUGCAAUGAAAUACCAAUCCAUUCUGUGGCACGGAAAUAUAAUAUUCCACGCGGCAAUGUGCAAACCCUUGCGCAGACAUGUCAUGGCUUUGCAGCUGGGAUGAUAAAAUUUUGUGAGCGUAUGGGGUGGGGAGCUCUUCGUGCAGUGUUGGAUCACUUUAGUGAUCGUCUCAAAGCUGGUGCUAAAUGCGAUUUGCUAGCAUUGGCAGAAGUAAAAUUCGUUAAAAGCAAAACAGCAAGGAUCUUUUGGGACAACGGGUUUAAAUCUGUUGGUGCACUAGCCGCUGCCGAUGUUCAAGAGAUAUUGACUAUCCUACUUAUGGCACAGCCUAGAAAGCCAAGAACAAGUGCGUUUGAAGAAGAAAGGUACGUGAAAAAAAUCCGAAGCAAAGCCGAGAUUAUCUCAGCUUCAGCAAAUAAAAUUUGGGAGAAGCAGAUGCAGCAAGAGCUUGACUUGGAAGAUGAAUAUGAAUAA
Molecule: messenger RNA, 2781 nt
Organism: Blumeria graminis f. sp. triticale
Lineage: Eukaryota; Fungi; Ascomycota; Leotiomycetes; Helotiales; Erysiphaceae
Source: the annotation of a GenBank genome assembly